Messenger RNA from Aspergillus uvarum CBS 121591, 914 nucleotides. RefSeq names its product Mpv17/PMP22 family protein. NCBI's taxonomy places the organism in Eukaryota, Fungi, Ascomycota, Eurotiomycetes, Eurotiales, Aspergillaceae. Gene Ontology annotation, cellular component: mitochondrion; membrane; cytoplasm. Bases 338 to 859 code for a protein of 173 amino acids. The transcript is spliced from 5 exons. The record is from RefSeq and is a predicted model, not a curated record.
CCCCGUCCGGGUACAUCAUGUGAUAAGUGGGUUACCCCGUCGGGAGCUGCUGCUCUCCAAUAGCCGCCCAGAGUGGCGUGGAUUGUCGCGCAUUUGCUUUGUUUUUACCCUGGGGGUGGAUUAGGUGUUGGAGCUGUCUGACGGUUGUUGUUCCUGUUCCCUUAUCAGCGGUCUGGGACCAGAUACUUAUACCUGCAAUCAUUGCUCCCUGAGUCUAUGCCAGCAAUCUUCUUCUGUUUCUUCUUCAGCAUCUCGUUUGUUGGCUGCAUACAUCUUUUCCAGUCAAUUCAUUUCUUUGUAUCUACUUGAAAACCUCUUCAUCACAAUUUAGACAAAGAUGUUGCGGUGGUACCAAACGAAGCUGGCCAAACAGCCCAUCCUGACAGCCAGUGUCACUAGCUUUGUGUUGUUUGGCAGUGGAGAUGUCCUUGCUCAGCAGCUAGUUGAUCGCCGAGGCUUCGAUAAGCACGAUGUGGCACGAACUGCGCGCAUGGCGCUGUAUGGAGGUGCAAUCUUCGGCCCGGCUGCCACGGCCUGGUAUGGUAUUCUACAACGCCAUGUUGUUCUUAAGAACCCUAUUACUACCACCGCCGCUCGUGUCGCUGCCGAUCAGCUACUCUUCACACCCACUCACCUGACCUGUUUCUUGUCGUCCAUGGCAAUCUUGGAAGGCUCUGACCCAAUGGAGAAAUUGCGCAGCAGCUUUGUGCCCAGUUACAAAGCGAAUCUUACGAUCUGGCCGAUGGUCCAAGGUGUCAACUUUGCUAUCGUGCCCCUGGAGUACCGUGUCCUGGUCGUGAACCUGGUCAGCUUGGGCUGGAACUGCUUGUUGAGCUUGAUCAAUAGCGGCGAGAAAUGAUUAGACCCAGACCUCUCUUGAUUAGCACUAAAUUAUAGAUACCCUUCGAAUUCAU